Molecule: messenger RNA, 2329 nt
Organism: Agrilus planipennis (emerald ash borer)
Lineage: Eukaryota; Metazoa; Arthropoda; Insecta; Coleoptera; Buprestidae
Product: pyrokinin-1 receptor
Exons: 4
Coding region: 170-1900 (576 amino acids)
Biological process (GO): neuropeptide signaling pathway
Cellular component (GO): plasma membrane
Molecular function (GO): neuromedin U receptor activity
Source: RefSeq, a predicted model, not a curated record
AACCUUACAAAAUACGUAGCUGUGGGUAUCAAAAUUAAAAAGUAAAUAAAAAGUUUUUACAUUAAGUAAAAAUAAAUGAAGUGCCUAAAUCGUUAAAUGUGUCUCCUGCUUAUAAAUAUUCAUUUUGAAAAUGGAUAAGAGUUGGUGUUGACUUUGUUCAUAAAGAAGGAUGAUGUUAAGUGACAUCUGCCAGUUAAUCAAUCAUCAAAAUGCCAUCUUUAAUGGAUCCAGAUGCUGCUGCUACUGCCUUUGUCGUGUGGAAGAUUUUCAUCUAGGAAUCCAGAUCAUGAGCGAUGACGUGUUCGUCAACGCUUCAUUCGAUGCCGUCAAUGCGACCGUUCUUCUUGCGUUCAUCCACGAGAAUGCGAACAAAACGUCGUCGAAAACCGGCGAAGACGCGCUCCACUCGAUCAAGAUCAUCCUUCCGGUCACGAUCAUCUUCAUCACGAUCUUCUUCACGGGUCUCGUGGGCAACAUUUGUACCUGCAUCGUGAUAGCGCGCAACAAAUCGAUGCACACCGCGACAAACUACUACCUGUUCAAUUUGGCCAUUUCGGAUUUGUUGUUGUUGAUAUGCGGCCUUCCUCAGGAAACAUACACGUUAUGGUAUCCGGACGAUUACGUGUUCGGCGAGGCUUUCUGCGUGCUCCAGGGAUACGCCGCGGAGACGUCUGCCAACGCCACGGUCUUAACGAUCACCGCGUUUACAGUCGAAAGAUAUCUGGCGAUAUGUCACCCGUUCCUGUCGUACACGAUGUCGAAAUUGUCGCGGGUGGUAAAGUACGUGGUACUGGUGUGGGUCUUCGCGUUGUGCCUUGCGGCACCUCAAGCAUUCCAGUUCGGCAUAAAGCACCAGGUGAACGUCGACGGUUCCGAAAGGAGCAUCUGCACCGUCACUGGGGGCAAGUAUGCCCAACACGCUUUCGAAAUAUCGUCGUUCCUGUUCUUUGUCGGGCCCAUGACUGUCAUUACCGUGCUGUAUAUACUGAUAGCUGUUAGGUUACACAAGUCGAAAAUACUGGCUCGUAGCUCUGGGAUACAAAGGAACAGUGCAAGGGUGGAACGGGGAAACGAUUCCAGGUCGAAAGGAACCGCCGCGCAACGAAGAGUCAUCAAGAUGCUUGUGGCAGUGGUGGCUGCAUUUUUUAUAUGUUGGGCCCCCUUCCAUUCGCAACGUCUCCUGGCUAUGUACAUGCAGACGGCGCCUGCAGAAACCCAAAGGUCCUUCGUGGAGUUCUACAUAGCUCUCAACUACAUUUCCGGAGUUCUCUAUUACUUCUCGACAACCAUUAAUCCCAUUUUGUACCACAUCAUGUCCAGGAAGUUCAGGGAAGCUUUCAAGGCAACGCUCGUGCAAAUUUGCAAAAAAGGUUCCCGUUCAAAAAGAUCCGAUUUCUACCUGUCCCUGGUCAAGUACCAGAAGUCAUUUCGCGCAGACAGGCCGACAGACUGUACGGAAGUGCAGGAUUUCCGGAGCAGCGGCCAUUGCAACGACACCAAGAUAUUACCCCGGAACGAGAGUAACAUUUCAACCUUGCCAAGGGAAAGUCGUUUCGAUUCGAGCGAACCAAGCAACGUACCGCCAACACCUCAAUCUGCCCUCAUCCCGAACGGUUCCUUCAAUCUCAGAAGGAAGCCCAGACACGUCCCCCACGAUUUAAAACGGUACGGAUACAGAACCAACUAUCCAACGGAUUUUAACACUGACAGACUUAAAUACCGAUUGUUUCACAUCUUUCACAAUAAAGCGGUCUAUUUUAAUCGGCAGGGGAGUAUUGAAAGCACUACAAGUGCUACCAACACUAUAAGUAAUUCUAGUCUACAAGACGUCGAUGAUAGUGAAUUUACAAGUUCUGAUUUGGUGCGUUAUAUGGAACAGAUUAACAGUGACUUGGCUUGAACUGAUGAUAGCACAAUAUUAAUCAAACAAAAGUAUUAAUAUCAGGUGCGUACACAUUAUUAUUUAUCGUAAACUUGUUAUUUUAUAUCAAAGUCAAAGGAAUUGUUAUAAAUAUUAAUGUGAAAAUUAAUUUAAUUUUUAUCCACUACAAAUUUCCUCAAAAGCAUGUUUCGUCGUUGUUUCUGCUGUCUCAUCUCGCAGCCUAGUGGUUAAAGCAUCGGUGCGUAAAGUCAAGGGUAUCGUGUUCGAAUCCCGGCGAGGGUGUGACAGCAGCGACAAUUUUCCCAUUGAUUUGUCUUGUGUACGUGCCCGAUUUAUGUAUAAUGUUAUAUUAGACUUUCGCCAUUUCACCGAUUAGCUUGAUGAACGUACCAUGAUGUGCAUGUGUAUCUUUAUCAAUAUUAAUGACUAUUUUAAUGUAAAAGUAAA